AUGAACUACGACGUGCUAUUAAAUCGUACUGGAUUCAACAAGCUGGCGAUAACGCCACAGCACUUUCGCAGCGUGUCCGAAGGUGACUCUCGACAUCGUGACCAAUCCCAGACUGUGGAUCACGGCGACGAUGGCACGAAAACUCAUGGAAGGAAAAUAUCGCUUCCACCUCAGGCACAUCGUCAUGAAACGGUAUCCGCAUCUUCGAGCCCAAUGCGUGGUGCCUCGGGGUCAAACUUUGUUCCCGGAGGUUCUGGUGAGGAGUUUAAGGGCAAGGUGGAAUCGAAAUUACUGACAAUGUGGAACAACAUGAAGUUCGGGUGGAGCUACAAAAUGAAGACAAACUUCUCCAAAGAUCAGCCACUGUGGCUGCUUGGCCGAUGUUACCAUCAAAAGUUAACCCCCGUGCCGUCAAUGGAAAGCUCGAUCGAAUUCGGAACUUCGGGUCCGGACGGGCAGCUGGUGCUCCAAAAUGUUCCCUCUGUUUACCUGGCAGAGGGUUCCAACUCACCGCCAGAAGAAACGGGUACGGACGCCAUCGAGGACAGCAGCCCGGAAGCGAUCGUCGAAGAAGAAGGUAUUGACGCGUUCCGAAGGGACUUCAUUUCGCGUAUCUGGAUGACGUACCGACGGGAGUUUCAAACGAUGGACGAUUCAAAUUACACCUCCGAUUGUGGUUGGGGCUGCAUGAUACGCAGUGGUCAAAUGUUGCUAGCGCAAGGCUUGGUAGCUCAUUUUCUCGGUCGUAGCUGGCGAUGGGACGUUUCGUUGUUUACGAUUUACGAGGAAAGUAUCCAUCGCAAGGUGAUCCGGUGGUUUGGAGACACCUCUUCGAAGACGAGUCCUUUUUCGAUACAUACGUUGGUAGCUUUGGGGAAGGAAUCUGGUAAAAAACCAGGUGAUUGGUACGGACCGGGAGCGGUGGCACACUUAUUACGACAAGCAGUGCGGCUAGCGGCCCAGGAGAUUACCGAUCUAGAUGGAAUAAAUGUCUACGUUGCACAAGAUUGUGCUGUUUACAUACAAGACAUUCUUGACGAAUGUACGGUUCCAGCGACUCCGGCGGGAGCACCGUGGCAGAAAAAAGAGACCAUUAGUUUAAACAAACAGCGAUCCUCUCCCUGUGUGGAUGCAGAUGAGGAGACGCAGACCACCCAUUGGAAAUCGUUGAUUUUGCUUGUACCGCUUCGACUGGGUGCUGACAAACUAAAUCCCAUUUACAACGAAUGCCUUAAGGCGAUGCUCAGCUUAGAUUACUGUAUCGGCAUCAUUGGCGGUCGUCCAAAGCAUUCUCUGUACUUCGUCGGAUACCAAGAAGACAAACUCAUCCACCUCGAUCCACAUUACUGCCAAGAUAUGGUCGACGUUAAUCAGGAAAAUUUUCCGGUUGCAUCGUUUCAUUGCAAAUCACCUCGAAAGAUGAAGCUCACUAAAAUGGAUCCAAGCUGUUGCAUUGGGUUUUACUGCGAAACUAAAAAGGAUUUCUACAAAUUUAUUGACAGCGUGAAACCCUUUCUCAUACCCGUUCAUCAACCGAACCAUGAGACGGCACACAUGCCGUCCGCAUCGUCACCGGGUUCCGUUAGCUAUCCGAUGUUUGUAUUUUGUCGUGGAAAGAGCAGCGAACAGCGAGCAGACCUUCACGGAAAUUCUGCCAACUACUAUCCCCAUACAGCAGCUUAUCGAUCGCUUCCGACGGCCAUACCUCAAUCAGCCAACGCCAGCAAUGAUGAGGACGACGAUGAUGAUGAGGAUGAGGCAAUAGAAUUUGUCAUUCUAUAACAAUGCCUUUUGGCGGAAGAUACGAAUCCCGAUUCCUUAAUGUGUUUCGCCGAUGAUCGGGGCGUCGAUGAUAGGGCUUUUGAGAGGUAAUAGAUAAUAGCGUAAGCCUCCUGCCCUACCUUUAGCGCCAAACAUUCCAUCGGUAAUGAAAUUUGGCCCUUGACGUGUAUGAUACGACAAGAACAAAACAAAAAAGUGCUUCAGAAAAUAGCUACUAGUAGCAAAAAAUCUGCAAUGCACGAAAUAUCACGCAGUACUUAUAAUGUGAUUGAAUCAUUUCGGGCAAACAAAUAUGAAGUGUGCGAGCUUAAGAAAUUUUGAUUCGCCUUUCAGAAGAUUGUAGUUGUUCGAAAAAGACUAUAACCAGCCCCACAAACUGGUACUAAGCUUAAAAACUGCUAACUGAAGAAGAUAUGUGUACUAUAAGUAUGUCAAUACAUUUAUUAAUAGAAAAUUUAUUUAUUUUUUUAGUGAUUUGUAUCAUUUAGUAUAUAAUCUUGUUUUACUCAAAUACCACCUGGGUCAUUAUUUGUAUCCGUACUUAUUGGCAGAUUAUGAAAAACUGUUACG
Molecule: messenger RNA, 2352 nt
Organism: Anopheles nili
Lineage: Eukaryota; Metazoa; Arthropoda; Insecta; Diptera; Culicidae
Gene: Atg4b
Product: cysteine protease ATG4D
Exons: 4
Coding region: 1-1782 (593 amino acids)
Molecular function (GO): protein-phosphatidylethanolamide deconjugating activity
Source: RefSeq, a predicted model, not a curated record